Molecule: messenger RNA, 726 nt
Organism: Arvicanthis niloticus (Nile rat)
Lineage: Eukaryota; Metazoa; Chordata; Mammalia; Rodentia; Muridae
Source: RefSeq, a predicted model, not a curated record
AUGGAGGAGGUCAUUGCCGGCUUGCAAGGGUUCACGUUCGCCUUUGAGCAGGAUGUGGAACUGCAGAAGGGCACUGGGCUCCUGCCUUUUCAGGGCAUGAACAAAUCCAGUUCAGCUGUGUGCAACUUUUUCGCUAAAGGGCUCUGUGCGAAAGGGAUGCGAUGCCCGUUUCGGCACGAGCAGGGUGAGAAGAUGGUGGUGUGCAAACACUGGCUUCGAGGCCUCUGCCGGAGGAGUGACUACUGCAGCUUCCUGCACCAGUAUGACGUCAGCCGGAUGCCAGUGUGCUACUUCCACUCAAAGUUUGGUAAUUGCAGCAACAAGGAAUGCCCCUUCCUCCACUUGAAGCCAGUUCCCACGCUCCAGAAGUGCCCUUGGUAUGACCAAGGGUUCUGCAAGGAAGGUCCCCUGUGUAAAUACCGCCAUGUGCAUCAAGUACUGUGUCCCAACUACUACACCGGCUUCUGCCCCCAGGGACCAAAGUGCCAAUUUGGGCACUGCAGCCUGUCAAUCAGCUAUGGGAUUCAACAACUUCUACUGGCGACACUCUGGUGCCCCCUUCCCAGGCAAAGCCCAUGGUCCACCAUCAGAAGAAAUGGAAUCUGCCUCAGGACUGCAGUUCAAGGGUCCAACUUGCACUGUAGGCCACCAUGCCAGCAAAGUAAGCUGUACCAGUUGGAGUCAUCAAAACCUAGCCUGUAUCGAGGGAGCUGGAAGUUCUCCUAG